CUUCUAACGAGCUUUCGCCACCACAUAAACCUAUUGUUUCUAACUUCAAGUUGUUACACUUUGCCUGACGUCCGAUUGACGCUCUCCAUGCUCAGCACGUCCUCCAUGUCAGGGUCUCUCACCCUCCAGGCCGCUGGGCUCGUUGCCCUCGCAGACCUUUCUGUUGUUGCUCAGAGGACAGCACUGAUGGGAACGGCCUCGUACCUCGACAUUCUUGUCCUUGCACCAGGUAUGCAUCAACAGCAGUCCGCCGACGAAGUCAAUCGUGGUGAAUAUCCAAUGACUGGUUCGAUGACCAAGGGCAACGUUUUCCGCGUCGAGAAUCCUGCUACGGUCAGAUACCUACAAAACAUUAGUCGCACGGGCUGCCUCGUUACAGCCGAGGUAUCAUUAAAACCACCCUCCCACAAGUCGCUGAUAAUCCCCCUUUGGGAUAAAGAUUUAUCCCCAUUUUACUUCGCCGGCGCACGCGCGGCUGUGCUAUACUUUCUUUGCCCGGUACUCGCCGUCAUCGUUUUUACACUCCUGGGAGCCAUCAGAGAUUGGUGGGGAUUAGCGGUCCUCGUGACACUCGUUUUCGCUAGAUGGAUCAACGUGGUCGUUAUCAAGCGCAGAAGCCGAGAGGAUUGGAAGGGGGCGAAAGAAGAGGGUCGCGAUGAUCUGUUCGUGCUCCUGAGCCAGGAUCGUUGGGUUCGUUUGCAAGGGACAAUAAAUGACCUAAAGACUGCGACAGCAGGCCAGUGGUUGCGCGAACCGCAUUCUGGGGAGAGCUUCGCUGUAGGGUUGGCUACGCUUUUGGUCUACUCAUCGGCGGCUCUCGCCGGUAAUGCGUCAACGGUAGGGAGCUUGCUUAUCGCAUGUUUGCUGCUGUGCACCGUGGCUCUCUUAGCUCUUUGCAACUCUUCGACAAGAUGUCUGCAGAUGUAUGACUGUGUUGUGCGAGAGGCCGAAGGGUCAUUGAAGGAGUACCCGCGUAGAAUGGAGAUGGUCAAGUACCUCAUUCACGAGACCCGGAGAAGUGAUUGGGCGCUUGGGAUGGAGCUUAUCACAUCUGAUGAGCGGGCGAAGAUUGUCAAAUCUAUGCCACCGUCUAAUGAGCCCACGGAUCGACCAUUAUCAAUGCAUCCGUCUCUACCGCUGUCCAGCCAUGUUGACAGGAAUAGCCUUUGAUUUCUAUCAUUCACAGUUCUUCCCCGCUUAUCAAGUCUUGUCUAUCAUUUUUAUAUCUAAGUACUAUAGAAUAAUAUAAUGAAACACGGUUUACACAUACAAUGUAUAAUGAAGCGUUACGAUUGCAGGGUUUUGGUGUUGACCACCUGCAGAGAAAUGAUUGAGAGGUAGGCGAGGGUAGGCGGGACUUAGAAAUGCAUUGAGACGGUCAUACAUUAAGAUAAGCGAUGUUUGGAACACGGUGCACGGUGCACAGCAGCUGUAUAAGAAGAGAGCGCACAAUGAGAGAUCCGAAUAUGCAGCCACAAAAAGAGACCGAUGGUCUUUCACAUUUGGAAAGGAUCUGUCAGCUUAUCGUAAGAAACGAACAAAGAUGGACACACCGCGGA
Molecule: messenger RNA, 1559 nt
Organism: Desarmillaria tabescens
Lineage: Eukaryota; Fungi; Basidiomycota; Agaricomycetes; Agaricales; Physalacriaceae
Exons: 1
Coding region: 88-1170 (360 amino acids)
Source: RefSeq, a predicted model, not a curated record